This is a messenger RNA of Danaus chrysippus (African queen), 282 nucleotides long. NCBI's taxonomy places the organism in Eukaryota, Metazoa, Arthropoda, Insecta, Lepidoptera, Nymphalidae. The record is from the annotation of a GenBank genome assembly.
AUGAAUUUCAAGGACCACAACAACAGACAUAUGAAAAUCAAAAUUACCCGGUAUCACAACGAAGAAAUUAUUCAUCACAAGAGCAGCGGUCAUCAGUCAUCAGCUUCUGUUGAAGGCUUUCGUUAUCAUGAUUAUAGAUCACAACAGUCUAGUGUGUCAAAUAAUUUCGCACAUUAUGGUUAUACUACAGCAAUGGGGUCUCCAUCGCCAGUAACACUUACUCCAUCGCCAGCACCAACUAAUGUCAGCAAUGAAUCAGAGUUAGAGUUAUUCUGCGAGUAA